AGAGUGGAGGUCUGUGUCAAAGCAUUGGGACGUGUGGGGUCCAGAGUCUCAUGCAGGCUUUGUUAAGAUUUCUUCAGCCACAUUUAAAAUGGGUGGAAUUCCAGCAACUUUACUCCUCAGCCUCUUCCUCAGCUCGGUUCUUCAGGGCAUGUGUAAAGAUGUAUUUAUUGACACCAAAAGAGCCUCUGAGGUUUUCAUCAGAGCAAGGCGAGCAAAUACCUUUCUUGAGGAGGUGAAGCCUGGUAACCUGGAGCGUGAGUGUCUGGAAGAGAUAUGUGAUCAUGAGGAAGCCCGUGAAGUGUUUGAAAAACCUCAGCCAACGAAACAAUUUUGGUGGAAAUACCAGGGCUGCAAUGGCCUGACAUUGCCCAGAGAUCCAACAUCUAUAAAGACUCUCAGAUCAUGCUUGGAUGCAUCCGGCGACUGUUCGUAUGAAAAAGGAGAAACGUACAGUGCAGCGGUGUCCACCACCUCCAGUGGAAAGGCAUGCCAGUACUGGAGCAGCAACUUUCCACACAGAAUCACAGAAUUCAACACAUCCCUGGAUGAUUCAUUGAAAGAGAACUACUGCCGAAAUCCAGAUCAAAGUCCUGAUGGACCUUGGUGCUUCACUCGUGAUCCCACAGUCAGAAGAGAGAGCUGUGCUAUUCCAAACUGUGACGGACCAUUUGUUGCUGUACCUCCCCCUACAAAAGUCACUGUGACUAUCGAUUACUCCAGUUCAACAAACUGUCUAACUGACAAUGGCAAAGACUAUAAAGGAACCCUGUCUGUCACUAUGAAGGGUUUCACAUGUUUGCCCUGGAAUUCCCCUAAAGCUAAAAAGAAGGCUUCAGGAGUGGAGUUUCUCCCCAAUGUUGUACUGGACGCCAACUACUGCAGAAAUCCAGAUAAUGACACAGAAGGGCCAUGGUGCUUUGUAGAUUACCCCAAUGUCACCAUGGACUAUUGUGACCUGGACUUGUGUGAGGAUCCACUAGAUAGUGAAGUAAGUGUUGAGCAAGUUCGCCAGCGAACUGUGAGACCUGGUCCUAAAAAGGAUUUCUUCAGUCCCCGGAGUUUUGGCAAUGGGGAGCAGGUGUGUGGAGAGCGCCCAAUGUUUGAGAAAGCAGGUCAAACAGAUUCAAAAGAAAAGGAAUUAUUUGACUCUUAUCGUAAACAGAGAAUUGUGAAAGGGGAAGAUGCAGAGCUUGGAAGCGCCCCAUGGCAGGUGAUGCUGUACAAGCGUAGUCCCCAGGAGCUGCUGUGUGGGGCUAGUUUGAUCAGCGAUGAGUGGGUCCUCACUGCUGCCCACUGUAUCCUCUACCCUCCAUGGAACAAGAACUUCACCAUUAAUGACAUACUUGUUCGGCUUGGCAAAUACUCUCGCUCAAAGUUUGAGAGAGGGAUUGAGAAGAUUGUGGCCCUAGAUAAAAUUAUUGUCCAUCCUAAAUACAACUGGAAGGAGAACCUUAAUCGUGACAUUGCUCUCCUGCAUAUGAGGAGGCCCAUAGAAUUUUCAGCUCAUAUCCAUCCAAUUUGCCUACCCACCAGGCAGGUGGCUAAAGAUUUGAUGAUGGUUGGAUUUCUGGGUCGUGUAACAGGUUGGGGGAACCUCUUUGAGACAUGGUCUUCUUCUCCAAAAGCAAUCCCUUCAGUCCUUCAGCAAGUCCAGCUGCCCAUUGUCGAGCAAGAAACCUGUCGGAAAUCUACCUCAAUUCGUAUUACAGACAACAUGUUUUGUGCUGGAUUCCAACCAGAGGAAAACAAAAGUGGUGAUGCUUGUGAAGGGGACAGUGGCGGUCCCUUUGUCAUGAAGAGUCCUACAGAUAAUCGCUGGUAUCAGAUUGGUAUUGUGUCUUGGGGUGAAGGCUGUGACCGAGAUGGAAAAUAUGGAUUCUACACUCAUCUUUUCCGCAUGAGAAGGUGGAUGAGGAAGGUCAUUGAGGAUACAGAUGACGAUGAUGAAUAAUGGAGUGUUUUUUCCCAUUGUGAGAUGUGUUCCCAUUUUUAUCCAGUUUGACUUAAAUAUGUCAAAGUGAGAAUAAUAGCUUGACCUGUUGUGUUAUCAAUUCCCAUUGCUACCCUGAGUGAAGAUGCCAUCUAUGGAACAUCUACAAGCCCUUACUGGGAAUUGAAUAAAAAAUAUUGAAAGAAAUAA
Molecule: messenger RNA, 2140 nt
Organism: Alosa sapidissima (American shad)
Lineage: Eukaryota; Metazoa; Chordata; Actinopteri; Clupeiformes; Clupeidae
Gene: f2
Product: coagulation factor II (thrombin)
Exons: 14
Coding region: 89-1951 (620 amino acids)
Biological process (GO): blood coagulation; positive regulation of blood coagulation; proteolysis
Cellular component (GO): extracellular region
Molecular function (GO): calcium ion binding; serine-type endopeptidase activity
Source: RefSeq, a predicted model, not a curated record